AUGGCUUCCAAGCUGGAGCAGAAGGAGACCCCCCAGGCCAACGGGGCCGUGCCCGGGGACCGCCUGGCCAGCCCGGAGCACCCCGAGCCCUCGGAUUUCCUGGGGCCUGAUGGCACCGGGGUGGAAGUGGUGGUGCUGGAGUCCCGUGCCAACGCCAAAGGGGUGAGGGAGGAGGAUGCCCUGCUGGAAAAUGGCAGCCAGAGCAAUGAGAGCGAUGACACCAGCACGGACCGGGGUCCUGAGCCUGCCUCUCCCCUCAAGGAGACCUCGUUCUCCAUCGGGCUGCAGGUCCUGUUCCCAUUCCUCCUGGCUGGCUUUGGCACCGUCGCUGCUGGAAUGGUGCUGGACAUUGUGCAGCACUGGGACGUCUUCAAAUACGUGACUGAGGUGUUUAUUUUGGUUCCUGCUUUGCUGGGCCUGAAGGGGAACCUGGAGAUGACCCUGGCAUCCCGGCUGUCCACAGCUGCUAAUAUUGGCCAAAUGGAUACACCCAAAGAGCUCUGGAAGAUGAUCACAGGCAACAUGGCUCUGAUACAGGUCCAGGCCACCGUGGUUGGCUUCCUGGCCUCGAUUGCAGCCGUGGUGUUCGGGUGGAUCCCGGAUGGGCACUUCAGCAUGGACCACGCUGUGCUGCUGUGUGCCAGCAGUGUGGCCACUGCCUUCAUUGCUUCCCUCGUCCUGGGCAUGAUUAUGAUUGGGGUCAUCAUCGGCUCCAGGAAGAUGGGGAUCAAUCCUGACAACGUGGCCACGCCGAUUGCUGCCAGCCUGGGGGACCUCAUCACCCUGGCUCUGCUGUCAGGGAUCAGCUGGGGCUUGUACAAGGAGCUGGAGAGCAAAGCCUACGUGAACCCCUUGGUGUGCGCCUUCUUCAUCUCCCUGCUGCCCAUCUGGAUCGUGGUGGCCAAGAGGAGCUCAGCCACACGAGAGGUGCUGUACUCGGGCUGGGAGCCCGUCAUCAUCGCCAUGGCCAUCAGCAGUGUUGGGGGGCUGAUUUUGGACAGGACGGUGUCGGAUCCCAACUUUGCUGGCAUGGCAGUUUUCACACCCGUCAUCAAUGGUGUGGGUGGCAACCUGGUGGCAGUGCAGGCCAGCCGCAUCUCCACCUACCUGCACAUGAGUGGGGAGCCUGGAGACAGCCCCGGCACAGCCCCUCGGAAGUGCCCCAGCCCCUGCAGCACCUUCUUCAGCUCAGACGUGAACUCCCGCUCUGCCCGCGUGCUCUUCCUCCUGGUGGUGCCCGGGCACUUGGUGUUCCUCUACACCAUCAGCUCCAUGCAGGGGGGACACACCACGCUCACCCUGAUCUUCAUCGUGUUCUACAUGACAGCAGCACUGCUCCAGGUGCUGAUCCUGCUCUACAUCGCUGACUGGAUGGUGCACUGGAUGUGGGGCAGGCACCUGGAUCCUGACAACUUCUCCAUCCCCUACCUGACAGCCCUGGGGGACCUCAUUGGGACAGGGCUCCUGGCCCUCAGCUUCCACGUGCUCUGGCUCAUCGGUGACCGGGACUCUGAUGUUGGGGAUUAA
Messenger RNA from Cinclus cinclus, 1527 nucleotides. RefSeq names its product solute carrier family 41 member 1 (gene SLC41A1). Bases 1 to 1527 code for a protein of 508 amino acids. Lineage: Eukaryota; Metazoa; Chordata; Aves; Passeriformes; Cinclidae. Gene Ontology annotation, cellular component: plasma membrane. Gene Ontology annotation, biological process: monoatomic cation transport. Gene Ontology annotation, molecular function: monoatomic cation transmembrane transporter activity. The record is from RefSeq and is a predicted model, not a curated record. The transcript is spliced from 10 exons.